AUAGUAGUAGGCUAGUAGAUAGUAUAGGAGUAAUCCUGAUCUGCGCCGCUCAAAUUCUUACAUUAUAUAUAUCCCCAAUUUUAACAAAUUAUUCAAUUUGUUAUUACAAACACAAAUAUAUUAAAGUAGUGUCCGUCUCGUCGUCGUCGCAGGCUGUCUUCUUCUCUUUGAGUAAUUUUUAACUAACUUUACCCCAAAUCUUCUCUUUUCAACUCUUCUCUUCAAACCCGUACUAGAUUACAUUACUAUACGUGUAGAAUUUUGUGUGUAUAUUAUAUAUAGUUCUGCUACUUAAUGUAGCAGAGAAUUGAGUGGCUACUGGUAUUAUAGCCUGUUAGGGUUUUGUAGAAAAUGCCGAUGAGUAGAUAUGAGAUAAGAAACGAGUACAGCCUGGCUGAUCCCGAGCUUUUCGGAGCUGCUGAUAAAGAUGACCCUGAAGCUUUACUUGAAGCUGUCUCUAUGGCUGGUCUCGUUGGUCUUCUCCGUCAAUUGGGCGACCUUGCUGAGUUCGCUGCUGAGAUAUUUCACGAUUUGCAUGAAGAAGUGAUGGCAACAGCUACAAGAGGCCAUGGUCUCAUAGUCCGUGUAGAACAGCUUGAGGCGGAGGUCCCUCUAAUUGAGAAGGCAUUUCUGUCACAGACAAGUCCAUCAGUUUUCUUCUCAAAUGCAGGUACUGAUUGGCAUCCUAGUUUGCACACAAACCAAAAUCUGAUUACCGGGGGAGACUUGCCAAGGUUUAUCAUGGAUUCUUGUGAAGAAUGCCGCGGUCCUCCUCGAUUGUUUCUUCUUGACAAAUUUGAUGUUGCUGGUGCUGGGGCAUGUUUAAAGAGGUACACAGACCCAUCAUUCUUUAAAUUGGAAGCAUCAUCCUAUGGACUGUCAGGUGCAGAAGUCCAGAAGGAAAAAAGAUCUCGUAAAUCCAAGAAGAAAUCUUCACGGUGGAGGAAUGCUGGAACCCCAGAGGUCUUACCAGCAUCUCAUUCCAAACUCCAGCAGUUGCUUUUGGAGGAUCGUGUUGAGAAUGGUAUCACUGACCCUGCACGUCUUGUGAAAUUGAAGCGGGGAUUGAACAGAUACCCGUUUGACUCAGAAACCGGGAGAAGCUUUAUGGAAAAGUUUAUAAACACCUCUUCACCUGAGGACAAAGUUGUUCAUGAAAUUGCCUAUGGUUCGUCACCCCUGGAUCUGCCAUCGAAAAGUACUAGUGAAGUGACUUCUCUUAAAGAAUCAAUGAGUGAAGGAAAGACUCUAGUAAAACCAUUUGUGGAUGAGGUAGGCGAGGGUCUCAGUGGCAGGGAAUUUUCCUUGGGUACCAGACAAUAUCCUCUUCAGUUGGCUGAUGAAAAAGAGAUAGCAAUUGAUGCCAAAAGCAGAGAUGGCAAUGAAGAUGGUUACCAGUCGGACAGUGUUGUAAGUGAGGUCGACAAAUACAUGGAUGCCGUUGCUACUAUGGAGACAGAAAUAGAAACAGACACUGAAUACAGAAGCAAAUAUGAUAGUUUUGUGGAUAUGGAAAAACACGGGACAGAUUAUGAUGCAAAUGAUGAACUGCUUCAAGGUCAAUUUUCAGAUUCUCAGUCAGCAAGGAACUCAAACGCGUCAGAUGAUAGGAACAAUUCAAUCAAAAAGGGAUCAUCUAGUUUUUCGUAUUCUGAUACUGGAAGCAUGGGAUCUAAGAAUACGCCAGUAGAUGAUGUUGCAACUGAAAAGCCAACACCUACUGAAGUUUGUGAAGCUGAUGCGGUUGUUAUGGCAAUGGAAAAGGUUUCCCCGAGUGAGGAUCUUUCAAUGUCUGAGGCUUAUCAACCUCCAAAGAUUGGUGUUCCCGGUUAUACCUCUAAUGAGGUAAUCGACACACCAAGUUCUGAGUCUGAAUCUGGAGAAAUGUGUUCAGGUUUGCAUCAUUCAGAUUCAUCCUCCACACAUAAACCUCUAGAUGAAGGAGAAAUCUUGGCUAGAGGCAUAUCAAGGGGACCGCUGAUGCUUGAGAUAUGGUCUAACCAUGAUGAACCCGAUACAAGAUUCAUCAAGACUGAAGAAAAUAGCAGAACACGGGGCAAUAAUAUACCCUGGAUCUCUAGACACUCUAGUAUUACUUCACAGACAAUAGUUGAUGAACAACCUGCAGAGACAGCACCUGCUGAAAACUAUAUACUGAAUAACUUAAAUGAUAAUUCAAGUGACCUUUCUACUGCUUCGAUCCAUAUUUCUGAAAACAAUUGUGAAGUAAUUUCCAAGGAGUAUGAUGAUGAAAGUUCAUUGGAUAAUUUGCUCGCAGCAAAACAGGAAAAAGAUGAUUGUACUGAGAAUUUAGUAGAUGCUCAAGUUAUGUUGCAUCAGACAGUUGAUUCACAUGCAGAAGUUGAAACUUCUGUGCCAUCCUCUUGGGACUCUGAAACAAGUAAAACAGUUCUGCAGCCUGUUGUCAAUUCUGUAGAUAAUAUAUAUUCUUCAGCUAAAGAGACAACUCUGGACUCUGAACUUGUAUCAGAUAGUUCUAAUAAUUCCUCAACUGUGGAGCAACAGGAAGCUGUUCCUCCAAUUACUAUUGGUUCAGAUAUUGAUACUUGUCAUGAAGAGGAAAUCUGUAAUAGGCUUCUCCCUGAAGCAGACAGCGGUGGGAUGGAUAUAAGUACCUGCAGCACUGGUUUGACAGGAAUUGAAGCAACUGUAGUUGAUCAAAACUCUAGUUACAUGGACUCUGGAAGUCCUAGAUCUUUCACUGGUUUUUCUGUACCCAGCAAAGAGCAUGAUGUUGAAGUAGGUGAAAUUUCCUCCAAUAAGAAUUUGAUUGGAAGCGAAGAUAUUGGAGUGGCAAUUUCUUUGGGUUCCCUGAAUUUCACAGCUCCUGGAUCACUCAUUGAUGACAAACAAAGUAAAGAAGUUCAAUCUGAAAACAUUAUUGGGGAAUCCAUUGUUGAAAUUCAUGAUAGUGAUGCUGACAAAGUUAAUUCAACACAUGAAAAAAAUCUGUCACAAGAGGAAUUCAACUGCGUACAGAAGCCAGAUCAAUAUGGAUUUGAAGUCAGUGACAAAUUUCAUCCACAGAGUAUUGAUGAAUCAGUUGAGCAGACAACGAUGGUUAAUCAGGAGAUUGCAUUAGACUUUGCCCAAUGUGAGACAGCCUCUGGUCAUCAUUCAGACUCCGAAAUGUUAAAUUAUGUUCCUGACUCGAGUUUGCAGCCUGUUAGAGCUAAUGAGCUCUCAUCUUCAGAAACCAGUUCCCAACAUGAAGAAUCAGUACCUUCUGUGCAGAGUAAACUUCAUGAGCAUUCUGGUGAUAGUUUGCUUUCAACCCAUCACUAUCCUGAGGAAAUUCCAGAACCAAAGCUCACCCUACAGAGUGAUCAAAAUGAUCUCGAACACCUGCAUUUGGAUAAUUCAAAUCCCAAGGAAGUAUCUCAGUCAGAACAGUCAUGCUGUUUGGAUCAUCCAGAUGAAGGAAGCACUGAAUCUCAAUCUGAACCUUGUCUUGCAGCAAGCAUGCCUGUAGUUCAGGCGAACAUACAGGCCGAUAGCUUUGGCAUAGAGUCUCUGUCCGGUGAUAAAGAAAUCUAUAGUCCAUCAUCUAAGUUGCACUUAAAUGACGCGGACCGUGGAGGAAGCUUUAUUACUUCUCCCAAGUCAUCGUUGAUUUUCUCCCCAACUGAAGCUAUGAAUUCAGAUAUCUCACAACCAGAAAACAAUGAAGUUGACAUCCCUGCACAUGCCAGUGAUGAAGCAAGUGAAGUCUCUUCAAGCUAUCCCCUGCUUCCUGCAGUACCUCAAAUUGACUUGGCUGAAAUGCCUCCUCUACCACCUUUACCUCCAGCCCAGUGGAGGAUUGGGAGAACUCAGCAACAUGCUUUCCUGCCUUCAGAUAGAGACACAGUGCAAAAUACUUUUGGCCUUUUUCCACCAAGUUUUCCAUUGACGACCAGCAAUGAUACUCGAACAGGCAAUCAAACAAGUACAGUUGAUUUGCUACCUCCAGUGCCAAUUUUGCAACUUCCUACCGUCAAAGAUGAGGAUCAAACAAGUACGGAAGAUUUGCUACCUCCAGUGCCAAUUUUGCAACCUCCUACUGUCAUAGAGGAGCCUCAACAUAUUUAUCAGAACUUGCUGCAGGAUACGGCACAUUCUAAUCAACUGUCAGUGCAAAUGCAACUCACCUCUAAUGAUGGGAGCAGCAAUGUUCCAACUUCUGAUAGCACAUCCUACAUGGACCCAUGCCUAACAUUGCCCUCUACAAUUAAUGAGGACCCUGGUCAUGCCAUGCAUGCUGGAGAAGCAGGAAGUACGCAAUCGAGUUAUACUCCGUCCUUGACCACAGCAACUAUUGUCAAUUCAUCAUCUGGAUCUGUACCUAAUCAUCCAUCAAGUCAAAUGCAACCGGAAGUAUGUCUAGAACCUGAGGACACUUCCUCAAGGUCAGAAGUAAGGCUGAUAAAGUUUGCUGACACACGUGUACCUCAACCAACAUUAGCAGAUGAACAUCUUAAGGAUGUUUCUACAAUUUCAGAAGGUGAACCUGCAUCGUCAACAAGUAACUCCCUGUAUCCAGCUCUUGAAGAUAGUACAAUGAAUGGGAAUCGUCCAAUGAAACUUCACCGACCUCGUACGCCUCUCAUUGAUGCUGUUGCUGCUCAUGACAGAAGCAUGUUGAAGAAGGUGAAGGAACGACCUCGGCCUGAGAUACAGAAGGUAGAUGAUAGAGAUAGUCUUUUACAGCAAAUACGCACCAAGUCCUUCAACUUGAAACCUGCAGUAGCGACUAGGCCUAGCAUUCAAGGUCCUAAAACAAAUUUGAGAUUCGCAGCCAUUUUAGAGAAAGCAAACGCCAUUCGCCAGGCAUUAGCUGAUAGCGACGAGGAGGAUGAUGAUACUUGGAGCGAUUCAUGAAUUUUGUGCUCCGAAGCAGUUGUCUUGCACACUGUAUUAUGCAAAUGUUCGCCCCAGAAAUUUGUGCUUGGUUUCCAAAUUCUUACACGACAGAAUCAUAGCCAUAAAUCGGUUGAGGAUAUUAUUCUUUUCUAUCGAAUAGUUGAUAUUUGUAUUUGGCAAUAUCCGUUUUGUCUACCUUAUACUUGUAUAUAUAUACACUCUAGACUCUACAGUACAGAAUCUAGUUUAUAGUUAGUGCUGCGUAAUCCACAUCUUUCAAGUGGGUUGGAUAUGUAAUACUAGUAUGCAAACAAGAAACAACCAUCUCCAGCGUGUAAGCGCUUAGCAUAAUUAGUCCUUGUGUAUAAUUUUGCAGAAAUAUUACAAUUACUUGUGUCUAUAUUUGAUUAUUGAAGGUGGUUUAUGAA
Daucus carota subsp. sativus is the source of this 5291-nucleotide messenger RNA. Its product is annotated as protein SCAR2. Gene Ontology annotation, cellular component: cytoskeleton. The coding region runs from base 352 to 4881 and encodes 1509 amino acids. The record is from RefSeq and is a predicted model, not a curated record. Lineage: Eukaryota; Viridiplantae; Streptophyta; Magnoliopsida; Apiales; Apiaceae. The transcript is spliced from 9 exons. Gene Ontology annotation, molecular function: protein kinase A regulatory subunit binding; Arp2/3 complex binding; actin binding. Gene Ontology annotation, biological process: positive regulation of Arp2/3 complex-mediated actin nucleation; actin cytoskeleton organization.